CACUCUUAUUUACUAGUAAUAAAAAAAUAACAAUAACAACAUAUGGCUUCGUUAUGGCGCGCAGGGACCAAGCUAACUCUCCUAGCAUCCGCCCUCGGCGGCGGUAGCGCAGCGGCCCUCAUUGCCACCUCCGAUGAUCCUGCCACAGCGCUCAAGCUCUCCACAACCAUCCCUCGUCGCCUCUUUGACGACGCCGUCGCUGCCGCCAACAUUGUCUUCGAUUAUGAAUAUUCACUAUUCGGAAUCCCGGAAGGGAGUAAUAAGAGGGAGAAAAUCAAGCACGAAGUUCACCUCCGUUCGGCACAAAAGCUUCGAGACCUAUGUUUUAAGAAUGGAGGGAUUUAUAUAAAGCUUGGACAACAUCUUGGGCAACUGGAAUAUUUAGUUCCUCAAGAGUAUGUUCAGACCAUGAGGGAGUCCAUGCUAAAUAAAUGUCCGGUUUCUUCGUAUGAACAAAUAUGUGAUGUAUUCAAGAAAGAGUUUGGAGAGACACCAGAUAAAGUAUUUGCCGAGUUUGAUCCAGUUCCAAUAGCAAGUGCUUCCCUUGCUCAAGUUCACGUAGCCCGCACACAUGAUGGCCAAAAAGUUGCUGUGAAGGUCCAACAUCCUCACACGACUGAAACUGCGGCUGCUGAUCAAGCCACUGUGGAAUUGAUUGUGAACACUCUGCAUAAUUUUUUUCCUAGUUUUGAUUAUAGGUGGUUGAUUGAUGAGAUUAAAGAGAGUUUACCCCAGGAAUUGGACUUUUUAACCGAGGCAAAGAACAGUGAAAAGUGUUUGGCAAACUUCCGCAACUUGUCUCCUCAUAUUGCAAGUUAUGUAUAUGCACCAAAAGUAUAUUGGAAUCUGAGUACCUCAAAGCUUCUUACAAUGGAAUACAUGGACGGUGCUUAUGUAAAUGAUGUGAAGGCCAUAAAGAAACUAGGGAUCCGUCCACAUGAACUUUCAGUAUUGGUUAGUCAAACAUUUGCUGAAAUGAUGUUCAAGCACGGGUUUGUACAUUGUGAUCCACAUGCUGCUAAUAUGUUGGUUCGCCCAUUGCCUUCCAGCAAAGCUAGCAUUCUAGGCUGGAGAAAACCACAGUUGAUUCUUUUAGACCAUGGACUCUAUAGAGAGCUUGACUUCAAUACAAGAAGUAAUUAUGCUGCACUAUGGAAGGCGUUGAUAUUUGCUGAUGCUAAGGGGAUCAAGGAAUGCAGUAUAAAGUUGGGCGUUGGGGAGGAUUUAUAUCCACUUUUUGCUGGAGUUCUAACAAUGAGACCUUGGAAUAGAGUUAUUGACCCAUCCAUGGAUCAUUUAGUUAUACAGGGAAGCGAGAGUGACCGUUCAGAACUGCAGAUGUAUGCUUCUGAAUAUUUCCAUGAAAUCUCUGAGCUUCUAAGGAGAUUACCACGUGUGAUUCUUCUAAUGAUGAAGACAAAUGACUGUUUACGAGCAGUCAACAAUACCCUGAUACAGGGAUCGUCUCUCGAGACAUUUUUUAUCAUUGGAAAGGUUUCUUCCGAGGCUGUCAUUGAGGCAAAAUUAUCACAAAGCAAGUCAGUUGUAACUUGGUUUAACAUUAAAUUGGAUAAGAUUUUGCUGGAAAUGCGGCUUUGGGCAAUGCAGACGGCCUUGUGGCUUUUACGACUGAGAAAGGCUUUGGCUUGGUCUCACUAAGUAUCAUAAAGCAAGACUUAAUCUUCCUAUUUUACUUUUUGCUACAUUUUGUUUUACUUUUUACAUUAAGAUCUUGUAUUCUUUGACGCCGUGGUCAGAAAUUCCUUCCCAAUUUGUGGCAUUGUUUGAGCACGGAUUAACAAAUUGAUUUUUAGUGCAUGGUUUUCAUGUUUGGAACCUCAAAAUCGUGUUUGGAUAAAAGAUACAAGAUUUGGAGGCUUUUCAAACCAAAAUGAAACAUGCACAUAUAGUUUAAAAGGUACAUGUAUUCAAUGAUGCAGAAUGUUGUAAAUCCCAAUUAAAAUGUGAAAAUUGCACUGAAAAAUUAUAUGAUUAUAUGGCAUGAAUAUAUAAUAUGUUUGCAAGUGUAACUAUACGAUGCAUUCAAAUAAAAUAAAACUAGUGGCCUAUUAUACAUUCUUGUAUUUUCUUUUUUCUAAUUUAGUUCUGCUAUUUGGUCUUUUGGGCUGAGACUUCCAAAGAUAUGUUUAGCUUGAUGUAUAAGAGGUUUGACACUUUUCUGGUUGUUGAUAAUUUAUUAAUGAUUUCAAGGCAAGCUAUUUUCAACCUUGCUAGUGUGAGUAUGUAUACAUUUUUAAUCCCUGAAUGAUUAUAACAGUCAUUUUGUUUUUUCA
Molecule: messenger RNA, 2294 nt
Organism: Trifolium pratense (red clover)
Lineage: Eukaryota; Viridiplantae; Streptophyta; Magnoliopsida; Fabales; Fabaceae
Product: putative ABC1 protein At2g40090
Exons: 11
Coding region: 43-1659 (538 amino acids)
Biological process (GO): mitochondrion organization; lipid homeostasis
Cellular component (GO): mitochondrial inner membrane
Source: RefSeq, a predicted model, not a curated record